This is a messenger RNA of Protopolystoma xenopodis, 309 nucleotides long. NCBI's taxonomy places the organism in Eukaryota, Metazoa, Platyhelminthes, Monogenea, Polystomatidea, Polystomatidae. The record is from the annotation of a GenBank genome assembly.
AUGUACCUUUUUGUACUCUGUAAAGACUCAUUGAAACUUUCCUCCAUCCGGACUAUAUUUCGCGGGCUUUCUGGAUCGAAUAGCACAGCUCCUCGUUACACAGCAGAUGUUCAUACGAAUCUUUCUAGAAACGCCUAUUUUGGCGUUGUUGGUGAUAAGGUGAUCUCGCAGUUUGAAAGUCUCCUAAAUACCUCUGGAUAUCGUGAGGCUGUACUUACUGAUCCGGAAGACAUUCAACCCUUCAACAUUGAUUGGACUCGAAAAUUCCGAGGUAAUUGUCGCACAUUUUUUUAUAUUGUUUCCUUUUAG